CCCUUAAAGCAAAAAUUUAUAUUUCAAAUUAGAGUGUCUUUUUUUUUUCUUUUUCUCUUUUCUCUUUUCUCCUUUCUCUCUACUAUUACUUUUUUAUUUUAAUAUUUCAAGCAAGAAUGGCACAUAGAUUAGGAGGACGAAGAAAAAAUGUCAAAAAGGGUUUCCAGUUUACAUUAAUGGUUGUAGGUGCAUCAGGAACAGGCCGUACUACUUUUGUAAAUACAUUAUGUGAUUCAAAUGUGUUAUCAAAAAAGAUAUGUGAUAAUCCAGAGGAAGCGCAUAAAGAAGAAGGAAUUACAAUCAAACCAGUAUCUGUGGAAUUAGAUGAGGAUGGUGUUAGAAUCUCCCUAACUAUUGUUGAUACGCCUGGAUUUGGUGAUAAUAUUGAUAAUGAAAAAUGUUUUCAGGAGAUUGUAGGCUAUUUAGAAACUCAAUAUGAUGAUAUCUUAGCAGAAGAAUCUCGAAUUAAACGUAACCCUCGCUUCCGUGAUAAUCGAGUUCAUGCACUUUUAUAUUUCAUUUCACCUACUGGUCACGCUUUACGUGAAAUUGAUAUUGAAUUAAUGCGACGCUUGAGUCCUCGAGUCAAUGUUAUCCCUGUUAUUGGUCGUGCUGAUUCACUUACUCCUCAAGAGCUUUCAGAUUUCAAACGAAGAAUUAUGGAAGAUAUCGAACAUUAUAAUAUUCGUAUUUAUAACUUUCCUUAUGAUGUUGAAGAAGAUGAUGAAGAUACUAUUGAAGAAAAUAAUGAAUUAAGAACACUUUUACCGUUUGCUAUUAUUGGUAGUGAUGAAGAAAUUACUGUCCAUAAUCGGUCUGUACGUGGAAGACAAUACCCAUGGGGCGCUGUAGAAGUUGAUAACCCUGAGCAUUCUGAUUUUGCUCGUUUAAGAUCUGCCCUUUUAAGUUCUCAUUUACAGGAUCUUAAAGAAAUUACGCAUGAUAUUUUAUACGAAAACUAUCGUACUGAAAAGCUUAGUCGUACUGCGAAUAGAGGAAACCAUGGAAAUACUUCUAUGAAUGUUGAUGACAUGGCUGGACAAAGUGUACGAUUGAAAGAAGAACAUUUAAGAAAAGAAGAAGAAAAGCUUCGUGCUAUUGAAUUAAAAGUUCAACGUGAAAUUCAAGAAAAGAGAGCUGAAUUAAUGAAUAAAGAAGAAGCAUUACGUAGUUUAGAAGCAAGACUUUCACAAGCACAAUUAACUGACGCUUAA
Molecule: messenger RNA, 1214 nt
Organism: Cokeromyces recurvatus
Lineage: Eukaryota; Fungi; Mucoromycota; Mucoromycetes; Mucorales; Mucoraceae
Product: Septin-domain-containing protein
Exons: 13
Coding region: 117-1214 (365 amino acids)
Biological process (GO): cytoskeleton-dependent cytokinesis
Cellular component (GO): cytosol; septin ring; microtubule cytoskeleton
Molecular function (GO): molecular adaptor activity; GTPase activity; GTP binding
Source: RefSeq, a predicted model, not a curated record